This is a messenger RNA of Toxotes jaculatrix (banded archerfish), 580 nucleotides long. Its product is annotated as cytochrome c oxidase subunit 8B, mitochondrial. The coding region runs from base 161 to 364 and encodes 67 amino acids. Gene Ontology annotation, cellular component: mitochondrion. Lineage: Eukaryota; Metazoa; Chordata; Actinopteri; Toxotidae. The record is from RefSeq and is a predicted model, not a curated record. Gene Ontology annotation, biological process: mitochondrial electron transport, cytochrome c to oxygen. The transcript is spliced from 2 exons.
AUACACACGCGCACAUACACACCCACACAGACAGACACGCGCACACACUCUGCGCCUGCUGUCACGUACAGAAAAACUGAAACUAAGUCCAGCAGAACCAGUAUCGGUGUGGACUCCGUCCUCUGUCAGUCCUUCGGACCAGCAGCACUGAAGCAUCGUCAUGUCUCUGCCCGCCGUGUCCCGGCUCUUCAGGAGCGCGCUCAGGACUCAGCUGGUCCCCGUGGCUAACGUUUCGUCCAAACCCGCCAAACACAAUGUCACAGCAGGGGAGCAGGUAAUUGGUAUGACAGUCCUGUUUGUGACCAUCCUGGGUCCCUCUGGCUGGAUACUGGCUCACCUGGAGGACUACAAGAAGAACAAGUAGAGGAGGGAGGACACAGCAUCGUUCAGGUCCGGAUGCAGACGCAGGCCCUCAGACCCGUGGACCCGCCGACUUCCCCUCCAGGUCUCUGCUGCGUCUUCCCUCGGCCGAUGAGAUGAAAACUUUCUGCCUCCGACUUGUUUGUUCACUUCUGAGCUGUGAUAAUGUACAUCUGUGCACCUGACAACCACUGACCAAUAAAUACAUGAUAAAUCUGUA